Hippopotamus amphibius kiboko is the source of this 972-nucleotide messenger RNA. RefSeq names its product G-protein coupled receptor 183-like. Gene Ontology annotation, molecular function: G protein-coupled receptor activity; oxysterol binding. The record is from RefSeq and is a predicted model, not a curated record. Gene Ontology annotation, cellular component: membrane. Bases 1 to 972 code for a protein of 323 amino acids. Gene Ontology annotation, biological process: G protein-coupled receptor signaling pathway. The transcript has a single exon. Lineage: Eukaryota; Metazoa; Chordata; Mammalia; Artiodactyla; Hippopotamidae.
AUGCUCUCUCUGAUCUAUACAGCCCUCUUGGUCUUCGGCGCCCUGGGAAACAUCCUCGCCCUUCGCCUUGCCCAUCGAAAGGGCAAGAUCAACUCAACAAAUGUCUACCUGGUCCACCUGGCAGUGUCUGAUCUCCUGUUCACCCUGGCCCUGCCCGGAAAGAUCGUCUACUAUGUGCUGGACUUCAGCUGGCCAUUCGGUGAAGGGUUCUGCAGGCUGACGGCCUUCCUAUUCUACGUGAACACCUACUCGGGGAUCUACCUGAUGACUUUCGUGAGCGUGGACCGUUACGUGGCUGUGGUCCGCACCCACCAGUGUCCCCAGCUCCGCAAGCCUGGGCGGGCCAGGCUCCUCUGUAUGGCUGUGUGGGCCCUGGCGUCUCUGCAGACGGCGCCCCUGCUCUUUUUCUCCACGACCAAGCUUGUGGCCGGCAGGCUGAUCUGCAUGGAGUAUGACAGCGUCCAGCCGGUGCUCAUGCUGCCGGUCGCGGUCCUAGUGAUCUCCACUCUGAGCUUCUGCGGGCCGGUGGGUAUCAUCCUCUUCUGCUACGUGAAGAUCACCGUGAAGCUGUGCAGGACGGCCCGGGACAACCCUCUGACGAGCCGGCAUGGGCACCACCGCAGGGCCUGCCUGCUCACGCUGGUGGUGCUGGUGGCCGUGGCUGUGUGCUUCAUCCCGUACCACGUUAACGUCAUCCAGUUCAUGGCAAGAAAUAUGCUCCGCUGGCCAACCUGCCCCGAGCAGAGGGCUUUCAAACUGUGGCUCCAGCUCACGGUGUGCCUCAUGAACUUGAACUGCAGCAUCGACCCCGUCAUUUACUUCUUUGCCUCCAUGCGUUACAGGAAGUGGCUCCUCCGCAUUUUGAAACUCAAAGCAUCAGCCUCCUCCUCCCCUCAGGGAAAAAUCUCCUUAGAAACACAAAGUAUCAACCAGAUGGUAGGCUCCUUGCCCUUUGAGGAGAAUGAGAUCUAA